Messenger RNA from Protopolystoma xenopodis, 258 nucleotides. Lineage: Eukaryota; Metazoa; Platyhelminthes; Monogenea; Polystomatidea; Polystomatidae. The record is from the annotation of a GenBank genome assembly.
AUGAAACUGUACCACGCUAGGUGGAACAGUGAGGAAUGGGAGGCCAUUGACGACGAGGAAAAGGAAAUCGAUCUACAGAAUCUUCGAAUCAACACCAUUAAUAAUGACGAUACAAAUGAUGAAAAAGGAGAAGAGGAUUCGCAAGAAAAGCUUGCGGACGUUGGACAGGAUAAGCCCGUUUGGUUCCAAAAAAAGAGCGAACCUCCAGUUCCUCAAGAAAAGCCAGUUGAAGAUAAGCCAGAACCUCCUCCUUCCCCG